This is a messenger RNA of Phalaenopsis equestris, 3357 nucleotides long. Its product is annotated as vam6/Vps39-like protein. Gene Ontology annotation, cellular component: membrane; cytoplasm. Gene Ontology annotation, biological process: autophagy; endosomal vesicle fusion; intracellular protein transport. The transcript is spliced from 14 exons. Bases 33 to 3056 code for a protein of 1007 amino acids. NCBI's taxonomy places the organism in Eukaryota, Viridiplantae, Streptophyta, Magnoliopsida, Asparagales, Orchidaceae. The record is from RefSeq and is a predicted model, not a curated record.
ACCAGCUACCAAACAGUCCCUUAGCCCUUUCCAUGGAAACGCUCCGAUCUCAGAUGGAUCGGGUGGUUCUUGAAGCGUUUACUGAUUUCGAUCCUGCGAAACUCGCCGGCUUCUCCCCCGCCGUUCCUCUCACCAUCCGUUCUCUCGCAGUCUUCGCUGCUUCCGACUCUCAAACUCUGAUAUACGUCGGUACGGGCGGCGGUAAGCUAAUUCUUCUAUCCUUGAACCCCUCGCUGCCGCCGGUUCCAUCUACUUCCGCCGACGAUAAUUCAAAUGCUCCUCCGUUCGCACCGGUGCAGUUUCUUAGGUCUGCGACGAUCAGCAACCGUGUCAUCGAGUCGAUCAAUGUUCUCCCUGAGGUCAGAAGAGUCGUUGUUCUCUCGGAUGGAUAUUUGUUCUUGGUGGAUUUGCUGUUAUUGCAGUCUAUGCGGAAGCUAGGUUUUGCCAAGGACGUCUCAGCCAUUUCGAAAAGGCUGUUGCAGCCGGGUUCAUCGAUUUCGGAUCCUUUUUUCGAUGGUGCGGUGAGAGCGGAGCUUUCGAGAUCCGGGCAGACUUUUCUUCAAAAAUUUGGUGGAGGUAUUCGGGUAAACGGGGCAGCGUCUAGGGUUUCCGAAUUGCAGAGAGGAGCAGGAACUAGUUGCUUUUUGGCAGCUGCUGCAGGUAAAAAGUUGGUAUUGAUCGAGCUUUUUUUGCCAAGCAAUGUUGACUUGGAUGCCGAACACAGUGGUCUUUCCAUAUUCUGGAAAGAGAUUCAGGGAAUUGACGGAGUGAAGACCAUGGUGUGGGUUGGUGAUUCUAUAGUAGUAGGAACAUCAGAAGGUUACAUCCUCUUUUCUGAUGUUAAUGGUAAAGGAUCGUUAAUAUUUUCUCUUCCCGAAUCCUCUUCGCCUUUGGCGAGAGUUUUAGUGCGAAGCUCCGAUGUGCUUUUGUUGUUCGAUAAAGUUGGUGUAGUUUCCAAUGCUCUGGGGCAUCCGGUUGGUGGGAGUUUGAUUUUCCAGUACGUUCCAGAAUCCAUUGCUGAGAUGCAUCCAUAUGUAAUUGUUGCAAGAGAUGGCAGAUUGGAUUUGUAUAGGAAGAAAACUAGUGUUUUGGUGCAGUCGUUACAGUUGACAAAGAAUAGUGUUGGCUCAUGUAUUGUUGCUUGUGAUAAUCAGGGCAGUGGAGAGAUUGUAAUCGUUGGAACAACUUAUAAGGCCUUCUGUUGUCGUAAAGUGUCUCCAGAAGAGCAGAUUAAAGAUUUGCUAAAGAAGAAGAAUUUUAAGGGAGCCAUCAACCUUGUGGAAGAGUUUGAAUCAGAAGGCGAAAUGACAAAGGAGAUGCUUUGCUUUGUGCACGCCCAAGUGGGCUUCCUAUUACUGUUCGAGCUGCAUUUUGAAGAAGCUGUCAAUCACUUUCUGCAAUCAGAAACAAUGGAUCCGUCUGAGAUAUUUUCAUUCAUAAUGAGGGAGCCCAACCGGUGGUCUCAACUGGCGCCAAGGAAGCGCUAUUGGGGAUUGCAUCCUCCCCCUGUGCCUCUCGAACAAGUUGUUGAUGACGGGCUUCAUGCCAUUCAACGAGCGAUGUUUCUCAGAAAAGCUGGUAUUGUCACCGAUAGCGAUGAGGAUUUUAUUUUGAAUCCACCAAGCAGAGCUGAUUUAUUGAAGUCAGCAACUGAAAACUUUAUCAGGUAUCUAGUCAUCUGCCGGGAGAAGGAAUUGCUUUCUCCGGUGAAAGAAGGUGUCGACACACUUUUAAUUUACCUUUACAGUGCUCUUAAUCGUGUGCUGGAUAUGGAGAAGCUCGCCUCAUCAGAGAACAGCUGUGUUGUGGAGGACUUAGAAACCUUACUAGAUGGCUCCGGGCAUUUACGCACUCUUGCAUUUUUGUAUGCUAGUAAAGGGAUGUACUCUAAGGCUCUCACUAUAUGGUGUGUUAUGGCGAAAAACUAUUCAACAGCAUUCUGGGAAAAUCCCACGGCUCAUUUGGAUAACCCCUCAGAUUCUUCUUCUGAUUUGCUCUCGAGUUGGAGAAUUGCUGCUGCUUUUGAGGCAUCAAAGUUGCUGCAGGAGUCAUCUGAUGAAGCUCUUGUUCUUGAACAUCUUGGAUGGAUUGCGGAUAUUGAUCAAGAAAGUGCUAUCCUGAUUUUAACAUCUGAUAUACGCCACGAAAAACUUUCACCAGAAAAAGUGAUUGCUUCAAUUGAUUCGAAGAAAGUGGAAAUUCAUCAGAGAUAUUUGCAGUGGUUAAUCGAAGAUCAAGGCUCGGAGGAUACGCACUUUCAUACAUUAUAUGCUGUUUCUCUUGCAAAAUCAGCUAUUGAAUUAGUUGAAAAAUCCAAUGGGAUGAAUCUAACUGAUAUUGUGAAUAAAGAUCCUCUUGCAAAUCAUAUUAGGGAAAGGUUGCAGUUAUUCUUGCAGUGUUCGGAUUUGUAUGAUCCUGAAGUAGUGCUUAAGGUUGUAGAAUGGUCGGAGUUGUGGUUGGAAAAGGCAAUCCUUUAUCGAAAAAUGGGGCUCGAGGAGUUGGUGCUUGAGAUCUUAGCCUUGAAACUGGAAGAUUGUGAAGCUGCUGAGCGGUAUUGCGCAGAGAUUGGUAGAAGAGAUACUUACGUGCAGUUGUUAGAUAUGUACUUGAAUCCACAGAAUGGAAAGGGCCCAAUGUUUAAAGCUGCAGUUCGUCUUCUUCACAACCAUGGGGAGUCUUUGGAUCCCUUGCAAUUGUUGGAGAAACUAUCACAUGAGAUGCCUCUCCAGCUUGCCUCUGGCAUAGUACUGAGAAUUCUUAAAGCUCGAGUCCAUCAUCAUCAUCAAGGACAGAUAGUUCAUAAUAUUUCACGCUCUAUAAGUCUAGAUGCACAAUUGGCGAGACUGGAGGAGAGAUCAAGAAAUGUACAAAUAAAUGAUGAGAGCGUUUGCAACUCUUGCCAUGCCCGCCUUGGCACUAAACUUUUCGCAAUGUAUCCGGAUGAUUCUAUUGUCUGCUAUAAGUGUUAUCGUCGUCUCGGAGAAUCGACAUCGGCACGAGGGCGUAAUUUCAAGGAAAAUCCUAUUUUCAAACCUGGCUGGCUUGUUACCAGAUAGCAGGAAUUGUUCUCCAUCUUGGUUUCUGCUGGUUCCAGGUUAGCAGUCUACAUUAUCUUGAAGAGCAAGCAUUGCAUGAAAGAUUAUUUAUUUAUUCACCUCUUAGUAACACUAGUGGGAUGCAUCUGCGCUCAAAUUAGCUUUCCAUAUUCUCUACUGAUGCCUUUUCCAAGCAAAGAAACAAAAAAUUAUGGUUUUAUAUUUUAUUAAAUAUUUUCUCCCUGUAAAUGUGAUGGCUAAUAACUUGCGUUUGUUGAAGUGCUCCAAAACAUUUUGGUAGAUUUACAUCCACACCACUCAA